Messenger RNA from Sturnus vulgaris (Common starling), 3251 nucleotides. The record is from RefSeq and is a predicted model, not a curated record. Lineage: Eukaryota; Metazoa; Chordata; Aves; Passeriformes; Sturnidae.
CCUGUGAACAGGUGGCUCAACAAGGUAUUGGUCGGCCGAGUGUAUACCAUGCAGCGGGGGUCAUAUUUCUAGAAUUCUUCGCCUGGGGGCUCUUGACAACUCCAAUGCUAACGGUCUUACAUGAAACAUUUCCCCAUCAUACAUUUUUAAUGAAUGGUCUUAUUCAAGGUGUUAAGGGUUUUUUGUCAUUUCUCAGUGCUCCACUAAUAGGUGCUCUCUCAGAUGCUUGGGGAAGAAAAUCUUUUCUUCUUCUUACAGUUUUCUUCACCUGUGUCCCAAUUCCCUUAAUGCGAAUAAGCCCAUGGUGGUACUUCGCUCUGAUUUCAGUAUCUGGAAUCUUUUCUGUUACCUUUUCUGUAAUAUUUGCCUAUGUAGCUGAUGUAACACAAGAACAUCAAAGAACUGCAGCCUAUGGACUGGUAUCUGCCACCUUUGCGGCAAGUUUGGUAACUAGUCCUGCCAUUGGAGCGUCCCUGUCUGCCAGCUACGGGGAUAGUCUGGUUGUACUGGUGGCCACACUGGUGGCUGUUGUGGACAUCUGCUUCAUCCUGCUAGCUGUACCAGAAUCUCUACCGGAAAAAAUAAGACCUGCUUCGUGGGGAUCUUCUAUAUCAUGGGAGCAGGCAGAUCCUUUUGCAUCUCUGAAGAAGGUUAGAAAAGAUCCUACAGUUCUCCCAAUCUGCAUUACAGUGUUGCUCUCAUAUCUGCCUGAGGCUGGCCAGUAUUCUAGUUUCUUUCUGUACUUGAGACAGAUUAUAGGCUUUGGAUCUGCUAGCAUUGUGGCAUUUAUAGCUGUGGUGGGCAUUCUGUCCAUAAUAGCUCAGACUGUGUUUCUCAGUAUCUUGAUGAGAUCUAUAGGGAACAAAAACACAGUUCUCCUUGGCCUUGGCUUGCAGAUCUUUCAGCUGACUUGGUAUGGUUUUGGAUCUCAGUCUUGGAUGAUGUGGGCAGCGGGAGCUGUAGCAGCGAUGUCAAGCAUUACAUUCCCAGCAAUUAGUGCUCUGGUUUCACGAAAUGCAGAGGCAGAUCAACAAGGUGUUGUCCAAGGAAUAAUAACUGGAGUAAGAGGACUGUGCAGUGGCCUGGGACCAGCACUGUAUGGCUUUAUUUUCUUUCUCUUCCAUGUGGAACUCAAUGAAUUGCUACCUGAUAACACUACUGAAAAAAAAACAAAGCAGAAUCCCAGUGAUAAGGUUAGUACAAAAUUUGGUAUCAUUCCUGGUCCCCCCUUCCUGGUUGGAGCAUGCAUUGUUUUUCUGGCACUUCUAGUUGCCUUAUUUAUUCCUGAGAGCAGCAAAGCCAGCAGUACCAAAAAACACAGCAACAGCAUCAGCAGCAGUCUGGGUAACAACCUAGACCAAAGUAAUGAAGAGGACAUUGAGCCAUUGCUGCAGGAUAGCAGUGUAUGAAGGUUAAAUUCUGAGGGGAUAUGGAAGAAAUUAAUGCACUGAAUUGUGCUCUGGAAGCUUGGUGGGAGGGACAGAGCAUAUUGCCUUUGAGAGGAAGGCAGCUGUGACAGGAGGUCACUUGCUGUAUGAUACUUGAGGUUGGUGUCAUGCUUGCUGGAGUGGUUUUUUAGAACAGCAGGUCACAAACUAGUGUGAUUCUACCCAAUAUUGGACUGCAAAUGCUGUGUCAAAUUCUGAUAUUGAGUAGAAACCUGAAUAUAGAGACGGAAUUUUUUUAAAGUUUGAAUGUUUAGUUCCCAAAAUUGCAAGGUAAUGCAAAAUAAACAGGUUUGAGCCAGAACAAUUUCUGCCAUCACUAUGAUAGGUUGUUUAGCAUUUCUUAUGCCUUUUUGUUGCAUCUAUGCCACUUGUAGCCUUUCUAGUAUGCGAAACACUGAUGUCUUUGUAGUUUUGCUACCUGAAAUAGUGGUUAUCAAUGAAAUUCUCAAAUAUUAUUUACUAACAGGAAGUCCAGUAGUUACCAGAAAGGGGUGAUGAAAUUGAGAUGGCAGAAUUCUGAAUGUGUGUGAUAACAUGUGACAGUAGUUAACACACAAAUGAAGGUCGUACAGAAACCCUAAAACCCACAUUAUGGAAUAAUCACUUUUGUGCAGUUAAAGCAAGUCCAGAUGGCACCCAAGAACCAGGUUGCAUUAAUGUUUUGCUUAUAAAAAAAUUUUAAUUUUAAAAUGAGUAGUGUCAGAAAUAUAGACACUUCUCAUUGGUGCCAGAGUACUUUACAUCAAAAUAUAUAUGUACUUACUGCAUUUUGUCACUUUAUCUGUCAUAUAAAAUACAUUUUCCUAUUAGUUCCUUUCACCGCUGCCUUAACUGCUUCUUAGUGUUCAGUUAUUAAUCAUAUUCAGCCUUCAUAUCACUGUCUUAUCUGCUGAAUAUCAUGGAUAUAUUCAUAUCAUUUUUUUUCUAAAAGAUGCUUCAAAGGAGUUAUGAAUUGUAACAAAUAUGCUGAUUUUAAGAGACAUUUUAUAAAGAAGACAGAGAUUUAUAUGUAUUUUGCUGCAGUGUAAAUGGACUAUUAAACCUAACUUUGAUGAAAUACUCUUAUGAAUGUUUUAUAUGUACGCAAUAUAUGUAGAUAUUUGUAAGGAGUUUUAAUUUUUCCAGAUGGGGUGCUGUGUAAAUCAUGUAUUUAUAAAUGUAAUGAGGGUACAGACAGUUAUACAACAGUUACAGUUUUUUAAAAGGAUUGUGUAUUGACUGAACAAAUUUUAAAAAUAUAUAUUUUGAAACUUGUUCCAUGUUGAGCACAGCUAAGAAACCUUUUGUACCAUGUAGGUUGGUUUUUAAGUUAAUAAGCUUCCUAAUGCAUAAUAAAUAUAAAUAUCAAGCUUUCUAGGUUUCAUGAGUAAGUGUGUGUUCUUCCAAGUUCACUGUUGUGCCUUCACUGCUUCAAAACAGAAGUGGGUUUAUCCUAGUGUUGGAUGACAGUACUCACAUUCCUUUUGUGUUGUGUGUGUGUCAUCAAGAAUGAUGAAAAGCAUGCUCUGCUUAGAAAUUCCUUCGGUACCUGAAGGUAUCCACUGGGGUACAGAAGUGGAGAAUGAAAGUACAAAAAAACUCAUGAGAAUAAUUUCUGAUCUGAACAGUAUUGCAGAAUUAAUAUGCUUUUUUCUGAGGAUGCUUAGGUGGCUGUUUUUAUUUGAAUUUCUUGCAGUUCAAACCUGGGUUUUUAUGCUGGAUAAUUUGCUGCAGGCCAGACUGCAGUUGAGUAGGUUUUGCAUGAUCCCAGCUUAGAAUGUCUUAAACUUGAUAUAUGGAAUAAAAUACAGUAUGUUAAUGUUA